Monodelphis domestica (gray short-tailed opossum) is the source of this 10119-nucleotide messenger RNA. RefSeq names its product zinc finger with KRAB and SCAN domains 1 (gene ZKSCAN1). NCBI's taxonomy places the organism in Eukaryota, Metazoa, Chordata, Mammalia, Didelphimorphia, Didelphidae. Gene Ontology annotation, biological process: regulation of transcription by RNA polymerase II. The record is from RefSeq and is a predicted model, not a curated record. Gene Ontology annotation, molecular function: RNA polymerase II cis-regulatory region sequence-specific DNA binding; DNA-binding transcription factor activity, RNA polymerase II-specific.
ACCCCGGAAGCUAAGUCCUUGACUUACUUCCGCCCUUUGUGACUCAUUGUGUCGGUCUAGCCGUCCGGAGGGCCUAGGUUUUCGUCCUUCCUCCUCUGUCUCUCGCGUCUCCAGGGGUCAGCGCUCUCUCCCUUGUCACCUCUCCCAGAGCUGCCCUGGGGUCCGCGGAGCAGUGCAGGAAAAAACCCUCAAAUAUCUCCAAGUGUCAAUCUACCUCACGGAUUCCAUCAGAGUGAGGAGGAACUCUGAAUCUGAAUGAUGACUGCAGAAUCCAGGGACGCUGCAGUCAUGACCCCUCAGGCUAUACAGGAUAAAGAAGGACUUGUGAUAGUGAAAGUGGAAGAGGAAGAUGAAGAUGAGCACCUUUGGGGCCAGGACACUAGCAUUCAAAGAAAUAAUAGCCCUUCUGAUCCAGAGAUUUUCCGACAACGCUUCCGGCAGUUCUGCUAUCAGGAUACUUCUGGGCCCCGAGAGGCGCUUGGUCGUCUCAGGGAACUUUGCCAUCAGUGGCUCAGGCCAGAGAUGAAUACGAAAGAACAGAUCCUAGAGCUGCUGGUGCUGGAGCAAUUCUUGGCUGUCCUGCCCAGAGAGAUCCAGACCUGGUUGCAAGAGUACCGUCCUGAUUGUGGAGAGGAAGCAGUGACACUGUUGGAGGAUCUUGAACUUGAUUUAUCAGGACAGCAGGUGCCAGUCCGUGUACAUGGACAUGAAAUGCUGGCCCGGGAGAUGGUGCCACUGGGAGCAGUGCAUGAAUCCUCAAGCUUUGAAUUCCAGCAUCGUACACCCCAGAUCAAGCAUGUGACAAGAAAGCCGAGUCUUUUACAACAGAGUGCUUACUCUGCUUCCCAUGUUCCUGUUUCCCAUGAGAGGAGCCCUAGAGACCAGGCAGUGGCCUCUGCACUAUUCACAGCAGAUUCCCAGGCAUUGGUAAAAAUCGAGGAUAUGGCUGUGUCUCUCAUCCUGGAGGAAUGGGGAUGUCAGAACCUAGCUCGGAGGAACCUUUGUAGAGACAACAGACAGGAGAAUUAUGGGACUAUGUUUUCCCAAGGUUGUGGAAGCAGGACAACCAAUGAAGAGUCAACAUCAAAGGAAGAUGUUGCAGAAGCAACAGGAUCUCAUGGGGAAAUACCUGGAAGGUUCCAAAGGGAAUUUGGAGAAACUUGUGAACAGGAGAGCAGGUUAGAAAGACAACAGAGAAACUUAGAGGAGAAACUGAGACUAGAAAAGACAGAGUUUAGACAGGUGACAGUCAAGGACAAGAAAGCACCCACAGCAGAGAGAGGCCAGCGAGAGAAAGGCAAAGGAUUAGGGAGAAGCUUCAGUCUGAGUUCAAACCUUGUUACACAGGAAGAAGUUCCUACAGGAACAAAGUCCCAUAAAUGUGACGAAUGUGGCAAAUGCUUCACAAGGAGUUCCAGUCUUAUUCGACACCGGAUAAUUCACACUGGAGAGAAGCCCUAUGAAUGUAAUGAGUGUGGGAAAGCUUUCAGUCUUAAUUCAAACCUCAUUCUGCAUCAGAGAAUCCACACUGGAGAGAAACCUCAUGAAUGUAAUGAGUGUGGGAAAGCUUUUAGUCAUAGCUCAAAUCUUAUUUUACAUCAGAGAAUUCACUCUGGAGAAAAACCUUAUGAAUGUAAUGAGUGUGGCAAAGCCUUUAGUCAGAGCUCAGACCUCACCAAACAUCAGAGAAUCCACACUGGAGAGAAGCCCUAUGAAUGUAAUGAAUGUGGGAAAGCCUUCAACCGGAAUUCAUACCUUAUUCUUCAUCGGAGAAUUCAUACCAGAGAAAAACCAUAUAAAUGUAAUAAGUGUGGGAAGGCCUUUACCCGGAGCUCAACUCUGACCCUACAUCACAGAAUUCAUAACAGAGAAAGAGCCUCGGAUUACAGCUCCCCCUCACUAGAUGCCUUUGGUGCAUUUCUGAAAAGCUGUGUAUAAACUAAAUUUCCCAUUAUCUUCCAUAACUUCAAAUAUAUGUGCCCAUGGGAAAAAUAUUUGGCCUCCAAUGCAUAAUCAAAACACACUUUAAAAAUACAUUGAAGAGCAGUCCUGCCUUUGUCAGUUUAAUCUGUGGGCAUUUAUUUCCCCAACAUAACCCUCUGCAAGAAAAGUUAGUCAAAUAGGUAAUCUUACUUGAUAAUAUGCGCACACAUUAAAAUAAAUAUCAGACUUUUUGGGAAUGAGGACACUCACAAGUAGUGAGUCAAAACUCGAUACAAGGGAUCCCUGUCUGCAGCCACCAGUGUGUAAUCAUUGAAAGCAACCAAGCUUGAGAUUUGUAUCCCCAGUGCCUAGCACAGUGCCUGGCACAUAGUAAGUGCUUAAUGGAUACUUGUUGGUUAAUUGGCUGAGACUGCGAUUGAGGCAUUUUUAUUUUUUUCAGCAAAGCAAGUAAUGCUUGCCCAACAUCUUUUUGUACAUCAUGACCUAUAGAAGGAUACUUAUAGAAUCCUGGGCUAGGACAAGCUGCUAAAACUUAAAACAUAGGUAAUCCAAGGUGGGAUGCCAAAGCUGAAGAGAUCUAAGGCUAUGCAGAUCAAAACCAAACCAAAGACUUCUAUCCCUUCCUGAAGAGUACAUAUGGAUGACUCAACUCAUAGCUCCCCAUAGUAUAGUUGACUCCAUCCUCAUCACAGAGAAAUUCUAUAGAAAUGACAAUGCUUCUUUCCCUUUUCGUAAUUCCUAUAGUGCUAUAGUGUUCUUCUAGUCUAAUAUAGUUAGCUUUUGAUUGUAUUAUAUCUUUUAAUUGUCUCAUGAAUGUAGUAAAUCCUAUCUCCCCAAUAAGAUUCUAAGGAACCGAUCUCCCACCCGCCUUAGUAAGAACUGAUGGGGGAUUAUUUGAUGACAUUAUUUUGUUCCUUGUUAAAAUAAGUACUCCUUGAGUUCUUAAUAGGGCUCCCACAUAGAAGCAUGAGCCCUGCUACAGUAGAACAACUUCACCUAAAAAUCACCACUUGUUACAAUGGAGAAUCCUAAAAUUCUAUAGAAUGCUAUUCUCCCUGAGCUCUUUAUGAAUAGAAGAAGGGCACAAAAAUGUCUAUUUUAAAUCUUGUUAGAUAUAUAAAUUGUUGGCUAAAUGCCACAAGAUUUCAGAGGCAUCAUUGUCACAUUAAAAAAAAUUAAUUGAAGCAACAACUUGGACUCUCUUUAGUUUGCUAUCACUGCACAGAUCUUGGCUAGAAUUCUUCCCUAUUAGCUCCUGAACAGCUUGACCAAUUGGAGACCCUCUAGAUGUAGUCAGACAAGUGGAACCAUCUCCUGUGUACUGGAUGCUGUUCUGUGCCUGUCCCUGAAGCCUGAGAUUGGAUUCUUUGUUCCUGUUACAAUGCCUGUCAUAGUUAGCUUUCAGCUACCAUCUAAGUCACAUUUUUCUCAUCUUGUGCUUCUCAAGUUAAUUAUUUGAAUCCAAUUGUAAGGCUUUACAUUAAUCUCUAUUAAAUUUCUUCUUCAUAGAUUGAUGAGGUAUAUAUAAAUAGAGUUGGCCCCAUCCAGAAAUAUCUAUGUUCAAGUUCUGCCUCUGACACCUACUGUUUGUGUGGGCAAAUCACUUACCUUCUCAGUGGUCUAGGUAGUUCUCUAAGACUAAUUUGCAGAGCCAAAACCAACUGGCAUUGCUACAGGAAGUUACUAGCAGCUCCAUUUCCUGUCCUUAAUAAAUAUAGCUUGACAUUAUAGCUUGUAGAAAUAUUUUAUUGCAGCCUGAUUAUAACUACUAGAUUAGCUAACUCCCAAUGUUGUAUCAUUUACAAAUUUGGCAAGUAUGCCCUUUAUUCAUCACUAAAAAUAAAAGUUAAGUAAAUGCCAACGGUGGAUCUCUGAGGUAGGUCUAGAGACUUCUUUUCCUGCACAGUGGGCCAUUAAUAACUAUUCUUUAGGUCUGAUCAACCAGUUCCAUAUUCACCUAACUACCAUCAACUAGUCCCUAUCUUUCCAUUUUAACCAAAAGGUUAACAUUAAAGAAAUAACUGUUCUGCUGGCUUAGAUAAACUAUAUAGCAUUUCACUUAUCUAACAGUUUAGUACAUUCCUUAAAACAGGUAAGCAAAACCACCUUAAAAGCAUGUUUGGCAUUACCUAUUCUUGGUUGAGCCAUGGUAACUUAGUGAUCAUUGCCUCUUUUCUAGAUUAUGUGAUAGAAUUUUGCCAAGAAUUAGUUUAGUUUGCCAGUCUGUAUCUUGAAGAAUUCUUUUCUAUCUCCCUCUUUCCUUCCUUCCUCCCCUCCUUUCUGAAAAAUUGGGACAAAUCUACUCUUUGUGAUAUUCAGAAAUAACUAAAAAUGCCUCAGUAAUCCUUUAGCUCUUUCAAUAACUGGAUCCUAGAUUAUCUAGACUUGGUGACCUGAACUCAACAAGAGUAACUAGUUGCUUUCACUGUCUCCUUAUUUUGGACUUCCAACUAUUUAUUUACCAUUUUUUGAGAUACCCUUUCUGGGCCAAAGAUUAUUCUUGUACAAAAAAAUCAGAAUAAGAAAUAAAUCUGUCUUCUCUUUAUCAUCUCAAUGAUUUCUUUUUUUUAACACUUACCUUCUAUCUUAGAAUCAAUAUACUAUAUUGGUUCUAAGGCAGAAGAGUAGUAAGGGCUAGGCAAUGGGGGUUAAGUGACUUGCCCAGGGUCACAUAACUAGGAAGUGUCAGGUCAGAUUUGAACUUGGGACCCAGGCAAAGUUUUCAGUCCACAGAGCUGCCAAGCUGCCCCCUCAAUAGGUUUCUUAUCCUAUCCACCUCAAGUGGUCCUUUCUCUUUGAUCCUCCCACUGUUCUCAUCAGAGUAAAUGAAAGCCCAAAACUACAUUUUGUUCCUUUACAUUCAACUUCGACUCAUUCUGUCUCUGUAUCCAUUGUACUACCUAGCUGCCCCAACAAUAUUCUUACUAAGCUGUCUGUUUUCUGCUCCUUGCUUCCACAUGUUCUUUCCAAAAAUCUUAAUUUGUUCUUGUGUAUCCACAUCAUUCUCUUUAAGCCAGCCCUGCCCCCUUUCUUCCUCACUGGAAUAAUUUGUCUUUUAAGAUUUAAUACCUAAUACCCGACUUCCUCUCUAGAAUGUUAGGCAACUAGAUCCCACCUAACCUUUCUGUUCUUUGUAGAUUUUAUGCUUUAAUUUCCCCUCCUAUUAUCACAAAUUCUAAAAUACAGUGGUCACUUCUCCAUGAGAUUCUUACUUCAGCAACCUUUUCACUUUAUUGUCUAGGAUCAAAUCCAUCCUAAGAGUUCUCUUUACUGUAGUGUCUUCUAACUUUUGGAAGGAUGAAAUUAUCAAGUUCAUUGUUAUUAGACUUUUUGAGCUAGCCAUGUUUCAGAAUACAUUUAGGGAGCAAAAAAAAGCUAGCAGGUAGACACUUCCAUGUCAAAUCAUGAGUUUCAUCAUAAGUUAUGGAAAGAAUCAUCAAGAGCAUAUAGAGUUGUCAAUGGCUGCCUUUUGAAUGGAAAUGGAAGAUAUGUAAAUGACUGCUUUAUACAAUCUGCAUAGCAUUCACUUGCCAAGAUGUACUAGUCUACAUUCAGCAUGGAAACCCUAUACACAGCAUGAAAUUCUUACUGGAGAAACAACUGAAAGCUAUCACUGAAUUCUGCAAGACUUCACAUUUUUCAAGAACUCCCUGAACAUAAUCAAGAAGCUAGAAUUAAGUGGAAAAAGACAGCAAGAUUUUAUAAGAGGCUUAAAGUUAGGCACUAAUAUACUGCUAAAUUCCAUACCAAACUAAUUUCUGUAGAGCUUUCUGUUUUAACAUCUGUUUUGGCUCUGUGACCUAGACCAGUUUCUUGAGCUGUCUGUGGGCAACCUUGUCCUGCCUCAUGAACCUAAAAUUAGGACCAGAUCACCAAGUCUGUAACUGUCUUCAUUAUACUAGUAAAAAGUGAUGCUUAAAGCAACUGAACUGGACACCUAAGAACAGGAUUGGGUGGCUAUGUUAUAGCGUACCUGAAGUCAAGGAUUUAGAAAAAAGGGAAAGAAGAGAUACUUUAAGAAUCUACUGCGGCAGAGUCUCCUAAACUGUCAUAAUAGUGGAUGAAUGGGAGAUCACUACAGUUCACAAACCAAACUAAUAAUCCAGAAUGUUUGGAGUUGCUUUUUUUUUUAAGCAAAGACUUUGGAUCAACCUGUAUCCUAGGAGGCUAUAGGAAGAACAGUGAUGAAUUAAUCAGUUAUUUCAGCUACAUACAGAAUAGAUUUCUAGUAUGGACAAUGUAGAAAGGACUAGAAUUCUCACACUGGUCUUUUCAGCUACAUAUCUGUCCCUCAUCUUCAAAAAUUAAGUACUAUUAUAAUUGACUCCACAGUUAAUUCCCAUUUUGUUGAGACUUCUCACUAACUUGGAUUUGUCCUGCUGGCUCAACAGUUGCCCCAGAUGUAACAAAACUCAUUAAGUGGUAGAAGAGCCACGUGGAAAGAUACUUUUUUCUAAAGGUAUUGCUGAUGUAGCCACUUGACUAAAACAAUGCUUUGGGGCAUUCAUCAAAUAUUGCAUAAUGUAAUGGUGUUAAUUGAAAGACUGGAGGACUCCCUUUCAGCACCACAAGUGUUAUUCUUGAGUAAUUGUCUAAAUAGUCAAUUUAUCCCUUUAAAGCACUAUAUAGUUGAAAUUAAAUAUUCAAUAGGGUUGUAUAUGUAGUUGACCCCAUGAAAUUCUUUGAAGGGUUUUGUUUUGUGUCAUACAAAUCCUGCCAGGAAGAAGGGGGAAAAAUUCAUUUUGCUAGUAGUUUGAAAUUGUGUUUUGCAUCCAAUUUUCUGGCAGGUUAAAAUCCAAGAAAUAAAUAUGCAAGACAUCUAGAUAUGUAGUACACUUACAUAUUUUAUUAAAUGAAUUAAGGGAAUCUGCUAAAUGAAUUUAUACAGAAAUAGAGAAAUUUGAGGUGGGGAGGUUAAAGGUGAUGAUCUUCUACCUUAUAUAAGAUAAUUCUUUCUGGUGAGAGAAACCCUUUGAAUGUGAAAAAUGUGGCAAGCAUCUGAGCCCUUAGACUGCUGCUAAUAACCCUAUACAUUCUAUAUUAGUCUUUUAAGUCUGCAUCUCUCUUUACUAGAAAACAAUGAUUUCAUUCAAAGUUAAUAGUUAACAAUAGGCCACCUUUGGAAAACUCAUAUCAGAUGCCAGAGAGAAGGCUGCUUCUAAACCCUCGAUAUAUAUUGUGCAGUCUUUUUCCCACUUUGGGAUGAUAGGUUUAACUGACUUAUCCAUUUUUGGGGAAAAAAGAUUAAUAAAAUUUAAAGAUUAAUUAACACUAUAAAGGUGGUGAAGCAAAUACAGCUGAAAUUUGAGACAACUAAUCUAAAAGCAUUUACUUGAUUUGACACCAGAGAAUGCAGGUUGCUUUCAAAAAGUAGCAUAAUGAAUUUUGAAACCAUGCAAGGGAGCUCAAAAUUAACUCCAAAGGAUCAAUAAGAGAAAAAAUGAGACCAUAAGGGAAUAACAAAUUAUAUAAUUUUUUUAGACUGCAAAUGUUGAGUGUUGUCUGUAUGCUACUUGUAGCCAAAAUGUUUUGUUUUGUUCCUCCAUUCCUUAUCUAUUCUGUAAGCCCUAUAGGAUAGGGGAUGUGUGGUGUAACAGGAUGACAUUCCCUUUUCACCUACCUUGUUCUUCCAGAUUUUAAGAACAGAGUUUUGAAGCAGAGGAGAAGAAAUCAACAUAGGUGUAGACAAUCAGACAUGGAGGUAAAGAAACUAAAAUAGAAAGAGCUUUGUAGUAUUUGGUAUCAGUCAAGUUAGGGAGACCAAUAAGCUCUUUAGAAUAGUGAGAUCUGACUGGUUUCUCUUUGGCUCAGUGGAGGCUGAGUUUAUAAUUACCAGAGAAGGAAAUGUUUCCCCUGAUUGCUUGAUAUGGGGGUAGGUGAAGAAAUAAAGAUCAGGAAAUACUAUAAAACUGAAAGUAGGGCACACACAGAAAGUCAUUGGGUCCACCUAACCCGCCUUCCUUCCAUUACAUGCUGGUUCAAUAAUUUAAUAUUUCUGCUUAGAGAAUUUCAGACAGAUGAAAACCAUGGGCAUCAUGCAGCUUCCAUCAGAUUUUCAGAGGCAGCUUCAGGAAUUACUUUGUAAGGUUUCCUUAUGGACAAUCCCCCCUGCAUAUUGAGAAUGAACAGGAAAAGUAUUGGGGGGGGGUUAGGUAUAUAGGAUUUAUCUUUAUCCUUUCUGGUUAUAGAUACAUAUAUUUUAACAACUUAGGGUUAGUCAGAACAUCUUAGGAUCUUUAUUACAGCGGGAGUUAGCUACUUAAACUCCAUUGAAUUUUUUGUUUAUAGACAAAAGAGACUGUUUAUCAACCAAAGUAAACAUUUUAAUUUUCAUUAUCUUCUGUCAUUGCUAGAGGAACCAUAUUUUGAUAUUUUCCAGUUUGUCUCAAGCAGAGUGGGUUUGUUGAAAGGGUGAGAAGGUAUUUACUACUUCAGAAAACAAACUAAGAUCAACAUUGCAAAAUGACUAUAAUGAGAAGAAAAAAUGGAAUACUCUUAAUGUAGCAUCUGAUUUGUCACUCAGUUUAAUCAUUUGCAUCCUUCUGUGUUUGGGUUUGACAUAGCCUUAAUUCUUCCCUAGCAAUAAAUAUAGAAAAUCUCUGCUGAACAUUUAAAAGCAAUGAUUGAUAAUUCUCUGCCAUGUCUGAAAACUAAAUUUGUUUCAUUUAUCAGAACUAAGUUAAAGUAGAUAUUAAUUUUUGAAAAAUUAAAUAUACAAAUUUAUCAGCUCAAAGCAGGUUUUAAAAUAAUUUAAAGCAAGUUUGUAUAAUCUGGGUUUUUUUCUCUAGCAACAGACACCCACAUGGUCCAUUCAACUCAUUCUAUGGUCUAUGGCCUUGAGCAAAUUGUUUAAUUUGGGUUUCUUCACCUGUGAAAUGAAGAAACUGAAAUAGAUAAUCUUAUGUUCCUCUGUUCUCAAGUACAGAGAAGGAAAUUGGAGAGAGGCAUCUGAGCCCCUGCCCUGCUUCAACUCACUAAAAAAAAUCUUCAUGAAUUUUUGAGACUUUUGCCCCUUUUGUGGUUACAGCCAAUCACUGAUAACCUUCAUUAGUCUCUGGACAAAACAGGUUUCCUUUCUGAAGUUAUCACUGCUUAGACUGCUUUAGGGGAAUUAAACAGAUGACACAUUCAGAGGGAGAGGAUUUUAUGAAUGAUUGAAAAGGUGGUGUUUUCCCUCUUGUAUGAACUCUCACGUCUGAGUCUCAAUCACCUUUGGAUCCAGAAGAGUGCAGCCAGGCAGCUGGUGCAGUUCCAGUUCACUAUUGACAUCUUUCACAAGGGUGGACAUGGAUCUAGGAAGCUAAGAGCCCUUCACCCUGAACCUAGGGAGAAAAUAGCAGUGGAACUCAAGGGCAAUUGGGAGGAUGUAGAGGAAAGAAUGUAAGCAUAUGAAACUUUUAAAAUAUUUAACUAUCUUCUGCCCUAGUUAGUUAGUUGUAGGCAACCAGAUGUCAACCUUUAUCCUGGCAGAGGCCAAAAUGUUUGGCUUAUAGAAUCUUCAGUGUUCUUCUUUCAAAACAAACAAACAAAAAAAAUGAAAAAAAUGGGAUGAGGGAGAGGGGAAAGGGGAUGGGUGAAUUAAAAUUCUUGCUUUUCUUAGAAUAUAUGUGUGAGGGUUGGGGUGGGGGUAUGCAGUUAAGAUUCAGUAAUUAUUUUAAAAUAAGGUGUUGUGUUGUUUUUUUUUUUAUUUUAGGCAUAUACACACUUUAAACUUAGUCAACAAUGGGAAACCUAAUAUAUUGAUUUAUGUGGUUAAUUCCAGCUUUUUCUUAAUUUGUAUACUUAGAUAAAAGUUUUCCUGCUUUUUCAAUCCCCAAUUUUGCAGUUUAGACUAAAUCCAAAGUUUUAAAAAAGCCUUUUAUCUACAAAAGAAGCUACAGUAGUGUCUAAAGAAUGCAGGUACUUAUUAAUAUGUGCUUAAUAAAUAUUAAUUAGUUCACUGAUGUGAGUUUAAAUUGCAUGAUUGAGUGCUAAUAUGUUAGCACUUCUCCAUGAAGUAAAUGGUAAUAAGUUUAUGAUUUGUAACUAAUAAUCUAUGUUGGGGAGGAAAGGUCCUGAUUUUUAAAACAGUGGGUAAGGUUGUGGAUGGAGGAUUGUAUUUUUUUUCCUUUUUAUGUUACUUGGGUCAUGGUCAAUCAAAUGUAAUAAAUAUUCCGCCUGUAGGUGGCAACCCUU